Molecule: messenger RNA, 1177 nt
Organism: Sphaerulina musiva SO2202
Lineage: Eukaryota; Fungi; Ascomycota; Dothideomycetes; Mycosphaerellales; Mycosphaerellaceae
Product: prohibitin-1
Exons: 4
Coding region: 115-1056 (313 amino acids)
Biological process (GO): mitochondrion organization
Cellular component (GO): membrane; mitochondrion
Source: RefSeq, a predicted model, not a curated record
CACACAGCUGUAUAGGUACCUGACCUUACCAACGAACGAUCCCAUCAUCUCGCCCGAACGAAUCCCAUUCAGGAGGAGGCAGCAGCAGUAGCAGCAGCAACUGCAACAAUCACAAUGGCGAACGAUCCGCGACAGAUGUGGGAGGCGCUGCAGAAGAACAUGGCCAAGGUGCAGCAGCAAGGCAAAAAGUUUGGUGGAGGUGGACGCGCGCCACCACCACAGGCAGCUCUGACGGGACUUGGAGGUCUGGUACUGCUGGCAGGUGGCGCCUGGUUCUUCAACAAUGCUCUCUUCAACGUCGAGGGAGGUCACCGCGCCAUCAAGUACACGCGAAUAGGAGGUGUGGGCAAGGAAAUUUACGCCGAAGGAACACACAUCAAGAUUCCCUGGUUCGAAACGCCUGUCGACUACGAUGUGCGCGCCAAACCUCGAAACGUCGCAUCUCUCACCGGAACCAAGGACUUGCAAAUGGUUAACAUUACAUGUCGUGUCCUCUCGCGACCGCGGAUAGAUGCACUGCCUCAGAUCUACCGAACAUUGGGAACAGACUACGAUGAACGAGUUCUGCCCAGCAUCGUGAACGAGGUCCUCAAGAGCGUCGUGGCACAGUUUAAUGCCUCACAGCUCAUCACACAGCGUGAGAAUGUCAGCAGACUGGUACGGGACAACUUGGUGCGGAGAGCAGCCCGCUUCAACAUCAUGCUGGAUGAUGUCUCACUCACACAUCUCGCCUUCUCCCCCGAGUUCACCGCCGCCGUCGAAGCCAAACAAGUCGCUCAACAGGAAGCGCAGCGUGCUGCUUUCGUGGUCGACAAAGCCCGCCAAGAAAAGCAAGCCACUGUCGUUCGCGCUCAGGGUGAGGCUAGAUCUGCUGAGUUGAUCGGUGACGCCAUCAAGAAGAGCCGAUCAUAUGUCGACCUGAGAGAAUUUGAAAAUGCACGAAAUGUUGCAGCUAUCCUAGAGAAGUCACAAAACAAGGUGUAUCUGGAUGGGAACGGAUUGGGUCUCAACAUCACGCAGACGAACGCGGAGAAGGACGCCAACUGGAGACGAUGAGCCCAUUACUGACGUGGAAAGGAUAUGUACGAAGUGAGGUCGAGGUGUACUCCAAAAGCGCAGCUCCUACAAUGGCCGAGAGCCUCACCUAUGUAUAGUUACAAUACUCAACUUUUUCAAC